CGAUCUUUAACCCGGUCGCACCCUUAACCAUCUGUGAGUGCCACCAUUGCCCAUUGGAUCUUACUGUAGGAUAUGAUGGAAGGUUGCAGAACUGGCUGGAAAGGCUAUAGCUGAAGAUGGACUCAGCUUGAAGUAACCAACCACAGAACGAUGGCGAUGCUUAUUGUGACCGCACUUAUCUUGGUGCAUUUCGUCCACGCCCAAGUUAACUGGACACCUAUAUACGUUGAUGGCAAAAACCAAGUGGACAUGUGGACAGCCAAGACCAAGGGCUGCAGAUGCGGUUUUGACUCUUCUCGUCAAGACUGCGCGUGCUGUGUCAAGGACGGAGGUUGCCAAUGCGGUGCCGACUCCCCUAACCGCUGCGGACAGUGUGGUCUGCAAGACCAUUGCACUAGCAUGUGCAACAUAACUCUAGAUGCUAGAAUCCUUUUGGCCAAGUCCGGCAAGACGUACGGUCAGAUAAAGUCGCCCAGUGUGGAAGGUCCGGCCUUCUGUUGGUACAGACUGUUACCAGACUCUGGACAGAGAGUUGAGAUACAGAUAUACAGACUCGUCAACACCGGCAGGUUCAACGGAACUGGUUGUGAGUCCGGCUUCCUACAGCUAGUGGACGGAACAGAAUCAAUACCAAGAUUGACUGAGACGCAGAUUUGUGGAGGCAAUGAUCGCUAUUCCCCACCAGUCGUGCUGUUUGGCGACAAAGGACCGGCCUCUCUCGUGUUCUACAUCAGUGAGCCUACAGUAAGGUCGCAGUUUUUGGCCUACUACAGCUUCACCGCAGCCAACAACACCCAGGGAGUCGGCUUCCACCCUCGCGGAGGUCGCAGAGUUGAAAACACAGAAUGUGAUUGGUUGUACCAGGAUUUCUCCUGUAAGGAGCCUGACUCUUGCCGUCUCGCUAGUCCAGGAUAUCCUGGAGUCUACAGUCCCAAUAGAGUCUGCAAAUUCCUCAUCACUACCAGCUCUAUACAUACGAACGUCAAGAUCAAGUUCACCGUGAUGAACCUGCCUCAUAGUCAAUGUAACACUGACAACGUCAGCAUCUAUCAGGGGUCGACGACAACCAGCACUUUACUCAACACCAUCUGUGGCAACAAGAAACAGGAGCUUGUUUUCUCCGGACCUAGCCUUCUAAUAGCUUUUAAGUCAGGACCUUCUUCACCUCCAUAUGAUUAUAACGGCUUCCUGGCCUCUCUAGAGUUUUGGGACAAAGUUCCAACUACUACUUCUACAGAGGCUCCAGCCAUAGGUGUGUCUGUCAAAACCACUGAACAAACGAUAAUGAGUGAUGGUUCUCAACAAGCCGGGGAGAAGCCUGUCUGCCAGACGGUGUUUUACAGCAACUCCUCCAAGUCAGGACAUUUCGACUCCAGGACCUUGUCCAAGGACUUUCAUCCCAACUGCUCAUUCCUGUUCCUGGGCGAUCGGGAUGAGGUAGUUCACGUGUCACUGUUCAACUACAAACUCAAAUCACUAUCCUGCCAGUCGUGGAUUGAAAGCUACGAUGGAGUGUCGACGGAUCUAAAACCAACGUCGAGAAUCUGCAGUCCCCUUACGAGACAUGCUAGGGACCCUACAGGAAAGUUCCAGUCCCAACAGAUGUUCGUUUCCACUGGCAACUCUUUAUUGCUGUUGCUGAGGAGAAUGCCGCCGCAAUCUGGCGCUUCUGAAGAGUUCCUGGAUGGGGCCUUCCACUUUCACAAUGAACAUGUCCAAGGCACCCUCCAGCCGGACACCCUCUGCACAACUGACUACUACGGGCUCAGCAGCAGUCCACGUGGUCACGUGACAGGUCCUGGUCAGGAACACAUCUUCUGGAACGUGGACGGCCGCCUACAGUGUUCCCAGAGGUUCAUCCCUGCAGUCAACCAAAGUGUGUCUCUACAGGUGACAAUGAUCGGCUUGUCAGCUGACACCAACUGUCAUACAGAAUGCGGUGACAGUAGCUGUCGAUGCGUCUUUACCAAUAAGCAGCUUUCUGAGAUAAAUCAUCUAAAAUUGGAAGCCGAGGGUGGCUUGGUUGUAGCCUGCCUUUGUGGGGAUUUCCAGCAGUUAUGGCUGCCUGUAGGACUACGCAGCUGGUCUCCCAUUAAGCUUGUGUACAACGUAGCCCACUACAGCUGGGAGACGAAAGGGUUCCAGUACUCUGCUGACUACAAGUUCAUAACUGACUCCUAUUGUGGCCACCACACCACUACCCAACAUUCAGGUUUCAUAGAGUCAGGAAACUUAACUGAGACCGGUCAAUUAAACCAUUUCUUCCACCAAACCUGCACUUGGCUGCUAGACGCCUACGUAGAAAGACAGCUGACCAUACAGUUUGCAAGCAAUCAAAAUCGCCCGUGCUCGGCCUGGAACCUGACUGUACACAAGUACGCCGAAGAGAACUCAGAACGAACUGGAGAAAUGUUGACGCACUUCUGUCCACGUCACAAGGUGGCCAACUUUUCCACCGAGUACGGACUCAAUAUCGUGGUCAUUAAACUCACUGCCAUGUCGUCCAUCCCGCCCGAGUUCCAAAUCAAAUGGCGAUCGCAGGUGGCUCGAGCCAGCACUCGCACGGUCGUGUCAGUCCCCGUGACAGCGUCACGCGCGACACGUCACCUCUACGUGACACCAAGCGUCACCAUGGCUACCGUAACGCUCUUUGUGCUCAGUGUGACUCUAAGAUGAACCCUCCCUCUACCAGACUGUACAUAAUGUAUUUUCUAAGCAUUGGUCUACGAUUUAAAACAUAUCGUGGUGUUUUCCAAGAGACUGUUGGAGCUUAGGCGCUGAAUGAAAAGUGUUAUAAGAUAGUGUUAUAAGAUUUGAUAAGGGGUGUGGAAUAGUCAAACAUUGUUAUCGGGGAAGACAGUGUUCUGCCUGAGCGUAAUGGCUGUGGAAGGUGUGCGUUGAGAAGAUAGACAUUGAAAGCAACCAAGCGCUUCGUAAUAUUUAUAGGUUCAUUGUAAACUAGUAUGGGCCUUUCCUAACCUAACGGCCAAUAUGAUGAAAUUACUGAGACUGCUUAAAACUUCAGUUCAAAACACAAUUUUAAAGUUAUUUAAUUGAACGUAAUUAAUCGGCCUACUAAUAAUAAUGAAAUGUGCUUAGAAACAUUUGGGUAACUAAAUGAAGUUUAUUAAUAAUAAUAAGGUUAAAAUUUUGUAAUAGCAAAAAAAGGAGAAAUGAAUAAUUUACACUUCCUUUUAAGAUUUUUUACACUAGUUAUAAACUAAAAAGUCGACAGAGAAAAUUCGAAAAUACUUUAAUCCUUUUGAGUAUUGCCUGAGCAGAAUUAAUUAAAUACAGUAAUUUCUUCAUCACCUUUAACCAUGCUCAAACAUUUUUCACCUUCGUUUCCUCAUAAUCUUCGUCCAUAAGCGCACAUUUAUUUUUACAUUAAAUGUUACAUGUGAUGUUUCCUGUAAGUGGUGGACAUACUGUAGUCAUGAUGGUGCUAAAUAGGGUAGGCUAGACUAGGUGCUAAAUUCCACAGGACUGCUGAUAAGCUUCUGUUCAUGUUUAAUGUUGAGGACUUUAGGUAAACCCUUUGUUAACCUUUGUCAAUUUUGUUUCAAAUGUACAAAAACGA
This is a messenger RNA of Macrosteles quadrilineatus (aster leafhopper), 3580 nucleotides long. RefSeq lists its product as uncharacterized. Gene Ontology annotation, cellular component: plasma membrane. The coding region runs from base 151 to 2676 and encodes 841 amino acids. NCBI's taxonomy places the organism in Eukaryota, Metazoa, Arthropoda, Insecta, Hemiptera, Cicadellidae. The transcript is spliced from 18 exons. The record is from RefSeq and is a predicted model, not a curated record.